Messenger RNA from Plectropomus leopardus (leopard coralgrouper), 993 nucleotides. It is a transcript of the gene calhm3, whose product is annotated as calcium homeostasis modulator 3. The record is from RefSeq and is a predicted model, not a curated record. Lineage: Eukaryota; Metazoa; Chordata; Actinopteri; Perciformes; Serranidae. Gene Ontology annotation, cellular component: plasma membrane. Gene Ontology annotation, molecular function: monoatomic cation channel activity.
AUGGAGCGUCUCAAGUUAGUCUUGCAGUACUUUCAGUCCAACUCUGAGUCCAUCUCCAAUGGGAUCUGCAUCAUCCUGGCCCUGGUCAGCGUCAAGCUCUACACCAGCUUCGACUUUAACUGCCCGUGCCUUCCUCAGUACAACAAAAUGUACUCUCUGGGAGUGAUGAUCGUCCCACCCAUCAUAUUGUUCUUCCUAGGGGUCUUGGUCAACCGGCACACAGGCGUCAUGAUGGACGAGUACAUGAGACCCAUUGGGAACAGAUCCAAAAAUCCUGCUGUGGUGAAGUACCUGUUCUCAGCCAUGAUCCAGAGGGCCCUGCUGGCCCCAAUGGUGUGGAUCCUGGUCACUCUGCUGGAUGGAAAGAUCUUCAUCUGUGCCUUCAGUGUUAGUGUAGAUCCUGCACUUUUCUCAGGUUUACCCAACAACACAGGUCUGGAUGUGAUCAAAAUUAUGGCCAAAGUGCCAUGCAAGGAGGACGUUAUCUUCAAGAACAGCUCUUUCCGCAAAGCAGUCUCACGUUACGUUCGCUGCUACUCACAAGCAGUCGGCUGGUCCAUCCUUCUCUUCCUGAUUGUACUGGGAGCAAUGGGACGCCUCAUCAAGCCCUGUUUCGACGACCACGCCACCUUCCUGCAGACGCGCUACUGGAGCAACUACCUUGACGUGGAGCAGAAGCUCUUUGACGAAACCUGCGUCCUGCAUGCACGCGACUUCGCCCGGAAAUGCGUGGUGCAGUUCUUUGAGGACAUGAGGGAGGACGCCAUACUCCGUCUUCCCCACCCGCUUGUCAUCACCAACUACAGAGAGGAGUGGGAGGAUGAAGAAGAGGAGAGACUUCAUGGGGUGUCAAAUCAGGAUCAGGUGGACCAGCUGCUCAACAAGUGGUACUACAAUAAACCUGAACUGGACGUCACCAGGAUAGCCUACAGACCCAGGACGUGUGUCACCUGGGAGGACAGAGACGGGAAGACUUUAUACUCUGAUGUCUAG